This is a messenger RNA of Schistosoma haematobium, 834 nucleotides long. RefSeq lists its product as uncharacterized. The transcript has 8 exons. The record is from RefSeq and is a predicted model, not a curated record. Lineage: Eukaryota; Metazoa; Platyhelminthes; Trematoda; Strigeidida; Schistosomatidae. Bases 1 to 834 code for a protein of 277 amino acids.
AUGGUAACUCGUGUCCAAACUCAUUCUCUAUGGAUAUUCAUUAUACAUUUAUGUAAAAACAGAAAUAUUUUUAUUUUCAUCAUUUCAGGGGAAUUAUUAGCCGUCAGAAAGUCUUAUUAUCAAAAAGCUGAUGAUAAAAUUCCUGCAUUCAGUAUAACUACUGCGAUAAUUUGGAAUGGGAAUAUAAUAUUCCAUUAUGAGAACGUUCCUACGAUAAUUGGUGAAAGCCAAAAGUUAUCGAUUAUUGCGGCUAAUAUUGAUUGCGGAGCAGAUGAGGAAGAAAAUGUAAUAUAUGUUCCUGGAAAAUGGAUCCAAAGUGGAACGUUAAUGGAGUUUGAAGCUCUCGGUGAUUGUCCAAAACACGUUUCGAGUGAAGCAUGUCACGGCGCAACAAUACCAGAUACAACGUGCAUUUGGUGUGAAACAGCCAAUAUGUGCAUCACCAGCAAUGAUAAGGAUCUUCAUGAAUUCAAAGUAAAUGGUUGCAAGAAUAAAAGCUCGACUGUCAACGUUGCUACUGAACCAACAACUCUAGCAACUACUGAAACUGAUUUGAAGAAGACUAGUGGAAGCAUUGAAUCACAUUUGAACAUGACUACAGAUACAACAACUCCUGCAACUACUGAAACUGAUCUAAGAAAUGAAUUGAAGAAGACUAGUCCAAGUACUGAAUCACAUUUGAACAUGACCACAUAUACAGCUGAACACAUGGAGGAAACAAAAACACUGCAAUAUGUGUACAUCGUUGUACCAUUAGUUAUAUCUUUCCUUAUUGUGUGCAUUGGCUGUAGCAUUUGGCUAUGGUUCUACAGAAGGAACAGAGUUCAUCCAUAG